AUGGCCGCACGGCUGGUGGGAAAGUUUGGGCUUUGGGAUCCUCUGGGGCGGGUCAGGAGCUGUGGUCUUCUAGGUCUGGAGAUGCGGUGGGGCCGUUCCAAGGACGAUUCCACGGAGGCCCAGCAGGUGAACUUACGCGAGUGCGUCGGCAUCAUCUACGGCCCAAUGACCACCACGUUCCAGAACUGUACCGCCCGUGAAGAUCCCGACUGGAGCUGCUUCAGUCUCCUCUUCAUGGGGCGAACGCUGGACUUGUCUGUCUCUGGAGACCGUCAAAUUCAUGCCUGGAUCCUCGGGCUGCAGCACCUUGCUUUCCUCCACGGUGUUGGGUCCAUGCCGGUGAUGACCGGGGCUCAGUUCUACGCGCGGAAGGUGCAGUACAAGCUGACGGCUCUGGCGCACCAGAACGGCUACGUCUUCAGCCGAUAUUUGAUCAUGAAGGUGAAGGAGGCCAAAGAAUCUGCCUCCAGAGCGGCGUCUGAUCCGAAACCUGCUGGGCUGAAAGGUUUGGGCCCGGGGGCCUUGGUCUCCGGCGGUGCCCUCGCGAAGCCGAUGCAGCUCCUGUCGCCUAUUGACUUCAAAGCCAAGAAGGACAAGAAGCGGGACAAGAAUGAGGAAGCUGACAGCGACGCGGCCAGCCGCCUUCUCUCUCUCAAGACGAGGGUGCUGCAACUCCAGGCCGCGCUGCGAGAGCGCACGGCGCAGGCAGACGCUGGCGAAGCGAUGCUGCAGAAAGCGGCUGCCGGGAAGCUUCCCUCAGCGUCCGAGGAGCUGCAGAAGGAGCUGCAGCAGAUCGCGCUGGAGGUGAUUCAGCGACGGUGUAAGCUUUUGGAAGCGGAAGCCCAGCGCGUCACGGAGUCCAACGACCAGCUGGCGCCGGAGGUAAAGGCAGCGGACAAAUCACAGCGGUCGCUCAAGAAGCUGCAGGCAAAGCUCGAAGACCGCGAAGCUGCAAAGCUGGCCCUGGAGAAGGAGCUGGGCACGGCAUCAGCGUGCGUGAAGGUCCAGAGUGAGAGGCAGAAGGUGUCAUCCCAGGCGGAGGUCCAAUCCCAGGGACGCCAGAAGGAGCUGCAGAAGCGCGUGCAGGAGCUGGAAGCAGAGCUCCAGGGUGCACAGGCCAAGGAGCACGCGGAGAAGGCCGCCGAGCAGAACAAAAAGCACGACGAAGCCAUCGCCAAGGCCGAGCAGGAGAAGCUGCAUCUCAGCCAGCGCCUCGAGGAGGUGAAGCUGCAGCACGCGCAGGUGCUGGAGGCAGAGAAGAAGGCCAUGCAGCGGCUCGCCCUUCGCCAGAAGGCGAACGAGUCGGUCGAGACAGCCUUGGCACCCCUGAAGGCCCUGCCGCAGCAACUUCGGGAGGAGCAGACUAAGCUUCGAGCCGAGGUGAAGGAGAUGGGCCAGACUUUUGUCGGGGAGAUCGCCAAGAUGGUGGAUGGAACGAACAAGCUGAAGGAGCGGGCGAAGUCCCUUGAGGAGAAGUACAAAGCUGCCUUGGAGGAUCGCAAGAAGCUGCAAGACACUGUCGCUGAGCUGCAGGUGCCAAGCUUUGACGCAGUCAAGAGCUCACAGUCUGACGUCCUUUUCGGCGGCUGA
Messenger RNA from Symbiodinium natans, 1590 nucleotides. The record is from the annotation of a GenBank genome assembly. Lineage: Eukaryota; Dinophyceae; Suessiales; Symbiodiniaceae.